AUGGCGUCAUUUAUGAUGUCAGCCGGGUCACCUCACUUUGUCUAUAAUUCUAUAUAUACCACAUAUCUACCAAAAAGCACUUCACCCUCAAAACAAUUGAUAAUGCUUGAUAUGGAGAGUAAGUGUGACGCUUCUGCCGCUAUCAUCUCUGCUUCUCCAACCUCUUCUCCUCCUCCACCACAGCUUUCACCACGUUUGGUGCUUAGCCCAUGCGCUGCUUGCAAAAUCUUGAGGCGGCGUUGCGGAGAUAAAUGCGUUUUGGCUCCCUACUUCCCUCCAACGGAGCCAGCCAAGUUCACUAUCGCCCACCGUGUGUUUGGAGCCAGCAACAUCAUUAAGCUCUUGCAGGAACUUCCCGAAUCACAAAGAACUGAUGCGGUGAACAGUAUGGUGUAUGAAGCUGGAGCUAGAAUCAGAGACCCAAUAUAUGGAUGUGCGGGUGCCAUAUACAAUCUACAAAGACAAGUGAGUGAACUCCAAGCACAGCUAGCAAAAGCUCAAGUGGAGAUAGUGAGUAUGCAGUUACAAAGAUCAAAUCUACUAGAAUUGAUUCACAACAUGGACCAACCAAACCAAGAGCUACACAAUAUGUCCUUUGAUAGUUCCUUUGGAAAUUGUGAUGAGUUCAUUAGCAGCCCGGACGAAGAGAGCAAUGAUUUUGGAUUACUUGAAGACAUCAAGUACCCCAACACCAUUCCAUCAACGCUGUGGUGUGAUCCUCUUUGGAUAUGAUAUUAACUAUAUAUAUAGUAUGAUUUUGACUAUACUUCACUUCAAAGCCCUUUAGUUAAGUUACUCAUGGUUAGUUAUAGCAAACUUAGCAUACAUAUUGUUAGAGACACUAUCAAUGUAAUAAAUUAUAUGGUGAAUUUAUCGGAAAUUUUAAUAUCUCAAAGGUU
Molecule: messenger RNA, 899 nt
Organism: Brassica oleracea var. oleracea
Lineage: Eukaryota; Viridiplantae; Streptophyta; Magnoliopsida; Brassicales; Brassicaceae
Product: LOB domain-containing protein 1
Exons: 2
Coding region: 1-732 (243 amino acids)
Source: RefSeq, a predicted model, not a curated record